Messenger RNA from Microthlaspi erraticum, 300 nucleotides. The record is from the annotation of a GenBank genome assembly. NCBI's taxonomy places the organism in Eukaryota, Viridiplantae, Streptophyta, Magnoliopsida, Brassicales, Brassicaceae.
AUGUAUGGACGGAAUUGCCACGUCAUGCUUAGACGGGGUUUUUGCUCCGUCGAAUUUUCUCGUUUCGAUCUUCUAAUUUCUCCAAUUCUUCGUGCAAUCGAGAUGAAUCCAAAGGAUAGGAAGGGCAAAAGUAUUGCCAUUGAUGACGGCGAUGAGACGAUCGCUUCGAUCGCGCGUCAGAUGCGGUCCUCCACUCGUCCAGAGGGCUCCUCGGCGGAGCGAUCCAAGCAGAUGCGGCUGAGCGCCGAAGGAGGGCGGUGGUGGACGAAGCAGUGGCUGCUGCCGAGGCCGAAAGAAUAG